AUGGCCUCGGCGGGCACGCCCGAGAGCGAGCACAAGCUGCGCGUCGUCAUCACGCAGCUCGUCGAGCUUUCCGGCUCAAAGGUGCACGCCUCGCGCAGCGGCGGCAUCAUGGGCCUUGCCUCGACUGCGAUCGCUCUCGGACCUCGACUCGCCGACUACCUCGGCCCCCUCAUCAUGCCCGUCCUCGCCUGCUUCGAGGACCACGAUUCCAAGAUCCGCUACUACGCGUGCGAGAGCAUGUACAACAUCGCCAAGGUCGCACACGGCGAGAUCCUCGUCUAUUUCAACGAGCUCUUCGACGCCCUGUCCAAGCUCGCGGCCGACCCCGAGGUGUCGGUCAAGAACGGCGCCGAGCUCCUCGACCGACAGCUCAAGGACAUCGUGCAGGACCAGGCCGCCCUGUACAUCUCGCGCGCCAACUAUGGCGACGACUACUCGCCCGACGUCUACCCUGACGGCCACCACCCGCAUCCUGCCGGCCCCGAGAAGGACCACGCCUCGAGCCGCCCUCAACCGCAACGCGCAUUUUCCCUCCCGCGCUUCAUCCCCCUCCUCCACGAGCGCCUGUCGGUCCUCAACCCGUUCACCCGCACCUUCCUCAUCUCGUGGCUCCUCACGCUCGACCAGGUGCCCGACCUCGAGCUCAUCACGUUCCUGCCCGACUUUCUCGACGGCCUCCUGCGGUACCUCGGAGACCCGACCGACGAGGUGCGGUGCAGCACCGAGAGCCUCCUCGAGGACCUCUUGCGCGAGAUCCGCGAGGCGAGGAAGCAGCAGCUCGAAGGGCUCGCGGCGCGGCGCGAGGCGACGCUCGCCGAGCACGACGACGAUCUCGAGGGCCAAGACGACGAGGACGCCCUCGGCGACAGCGAGGACGACGACGAGUACCCGCUCGAGGGCGACGGCAGCGCCGAGUGGCUGCCCGGCCAAGGCGUCCACAUCGAGUACGGCGCCAUCGUCGAGAUUCUUGUCCAGCACCUCAGCUUUCCCGACGAGGAGAUCCAGGCGACGUGCCUGCACUGGAUCUCCCAGUUCCUCGCGUUCGUCCCGGGCGUCGUCGUCCCGUUCGCGCCGCGCCUCAUCCCCGUCAUCCUGUCGGCCCUCGCGCACCACGUCGAGGAGAUCCAGCAGGCUGCGAGCGACACGAACGACCUCCUGUUCGCCGUCAUCCAGGCCCUACCCCCGGGCAGCGACGCCUCGUCCCUCCUCCACGCGCCGUCGUCCGCCCUCGCUCCUCUAUCGCCCUCCUCCGACUCGUCCUCGGCCCCGCAUCACCUCGCCGCAGGCCCACCGCCUCCGCCACAAGGCCUCGGCCUCGCGCUCGCGCACGACUUUGUCGACCCGCUCGAGCCCGACGCGGCGAGGUUCGCGUACGGCCAGACGGUCAACGAGCUCACGCUCCAGUUCCUGAGCGACAACGAGGAGACGAGGGUCGCGGCGCUCGAGUGGCUCCUCAUGCUGCACCAGAAGGCGCCGAGAAAGCGCAACCCGUCGGCCUCGUCGACCUCGUCCGGCCUGUCGCUCGCCGUCCUCCUCAAGCUCCUGUCCGACUCGUCCGAGCGCGUCCUGCGGUACGACCUGCAGCUCCUCGCGCAGAUCAGCUCGCUCGGGUCGGGUCCCGGGGCCGGCGCACGAGGAGCGGCAGGCGGCGGCGACGACGAGUACUUUGCGCCGCUUAUGAGCAGCCUCCUCGAGCUGUUCAGCACGGACCGCAAGUUGCUCGAGACGAGGGGCAGCCUCAUCAUCCGGCAGCUGUGCGGCAGCUUGAACGCCGAGCGGAUCUACCGCACGUGCGCCGAGAUUCUCGAGAAGGACGAGGACCUCGAGUUCGCGAGCGUCAUGGUGCAGAACCUCAACCUCAUCAUGAUCACCUCGCCCGAGCUGAGCGAGUUCCGCAAGCGCCUGCGCACGCUCGACUCAAAGGACGGCCAAAACCUCUUCGUCACGCUGUACCGGUCGUGGUCGCACAACGCCGUCGCCACCUUUACGCUCUGCCUCCUCGCGCAGGCGUACGAGCAGGCGAGCGCGCUCCUCCAGAUCUUCGCCGACCUCGAGAUGACGGUGCCGAUGCUCAUCCAGAUCGACAAGCUCGUGCAGCUCAUCGAGUCGCCCGUCUUUACCUCAUUGCGCCUGCAGCUCCUCGAGCCAGAGCGGCAUCCUUACCUCCUCAAGGCCAUGUACGGCCUCCUCAUGCUCCUGCCGCAAUCGAGCGCGUUCGCGACCCUGCGCAACCGCCUGAGCGCCGUGUCGUCGCUCGGCUUCCUCCAGACGGUCCCUCGAGCCUCGCUCAUCUCGUCCCCGCACCGCACGACCACCCCGCUCUCGUCGACCCUGAGCGGCCCGAGCCCCUCGUCCUCUUCCGGCCCCGGCUCGUCGUCCAACCCGACCCUGUCG
Rhodotorula graminis WP1 is the source of this 2394-nucleotide messenger RNA. RefSeq lists its product as uncharacterized. Gene Ontology annotation, cellular component: endosome membrane; fungal-type vacuole membrane; PAS complex. The annotation marks the transcript as partial. The record is from RefSeq and is a predicted model, not a curated record. The transcript is spliced from 13 exons. Lineage: Eukaryota; Fungi; Basidiomycota; Microbotryomycetes; Sporidiobolales; Sporidiobolaceae. Gene Ontology annotation, biological process: phosphatidylinositol biosynthetic process; positive regulation of kinase activity.